CAGAGUUUGGCCAUCACUGGAUUAAUCCAAAUAGGCCAAUGGUCUCAAGUUGGAAAAAGGCAGCUGUGCAGAAGAGGGGAUUUCAACAAAAAGAGCUUUUUUCACCUCUGGUCCAGCAUCUUGUAUUUACCGUGGUCAACCAGAUGCCCAUAGUUUUAACUGCACUGCCUGAAUCAGUGCUCCCUUUUCUCUGCCCUAAACCUUCCAACAUACAGCUUCCUUGGAGUUCGAGAAACAUUUCUCUUGAGUAUUUGCUUGUCUCCAGAGCUCCUUGUGUGAAUUAGGCCCCUUAAGUUGGUUCUGAAAACAUUUAGCAGGGAGGUAUCGUUGCAACAUAGAAUGGGGAGGAAAUCCAUGGCUAGGUAGCAAAAGGAAGUGGUUAGGCCAUAUAUAGAGCUGUGUGGGAAUGAAGCUGAGAGGCUGGGCUGUGAGCGGGUGCCUGCAUUUUGAGGAUACACAUUUAAAACAAAGGAGGAGAGGAGGAGGAACCGAGAUGCUUUGAAGAGAGGGAAUGGCCAUUUCGGACGACGGUGCAAGGAUGAAAAGGAGCUAGCCGGAACCAAAUUGGAUAGGGUGAAUUGUUGGUUCGCUGUCAGCCAAAUACGUACCGUGGCACUUUCAGGUGGAGAAAGUCAGGCCUGAAGUAGGGAGAGAGAGGACUCUCCUUAACUAAGGCUAUAAAGGUGCAAACUGACGCUUUGUUGAGCAAACACCUGCUGGCCUGAGACCUAGUCCAAGAUGGCUGCCAAGAGACGAGGUGAAGCAGAGGUUGGCGAGAGCAGGCCCAAAAGGCCUCGAUACGAUCCUAUGGCAGUUCAGCCGCCGCCGGAUUCCCAAAAGCAAGCCGCUGCCUAUGCAGAAGAAUAUGAUAUCAUCACCGAAGAAGACAUCGAAGAGAUUAGGGAUGCACUUGAAGGAGGAAGAAUGGCAGAAGCAGCGUCCAAAAUAUUGGAAAACCUGCAGGCUUUGGAGAAUGCCCGGCUGGACAUUGCAGUAACGGGAGAGUCUGGUGCCGGCAAGUCCUCGUUUGUCAAUGCCAUUCGAGGCCUAGGGGAUGAAGACGAAGGAUCUGCCGACACGGGGGUUGUGGAGACCACAAAAGUGCCCACUCCUUAUUCACACCCCAAGCACCCCAACGUGACUGUGUGGGAUCUUCCCGGAAUCGGCACUCCAGAUUUCCAGUCCAGCACUUACCUUGAGCAGGUCAGCUUCUCCCGCUAUGACUUCUUUAUUCUCAUUGCCUCAGAGCGCUUCAAGUCCAACCAUGCCCAGUUGGCACAGGAAAUCCAGCGGCUGGGCAAAUGCUUCUACUUUGUGCGCUCAAAGGUAGACGCAGAUCUACAGGCCACCAAAAAGCGCCGGCCAAAAGCCUACGACGAGGCGGCAAUACUGAGGAAGAUUCGAGAGAAUUGCAAAGAGUGCCUUCAGGCCCAAGGAGUGGCUGCUCCCCAGGUCUUCCUCCUUUCCAGCUGGGAGCUAAACAAGUACGACUUCAUACAGCUCGAGGAGACUCUGGAGAAGGAGCUUCCGAGCCACAAGAGACAUGCCUUCCUCAUGGCCCUGCCAAACAUCUCUUUGUCCAUCUUGCAGAAGAAGAAAGAGGCCUUGCAGAAGCAAAUCUGGAAGCUGGCUACCAUCUCAUGCGGAAUAGCAGCUGUGCCCAUCCCAGGCCUCUCUGUAGCUUGCGAUAUAACUAUCCUGGUUAAGUCUCUUUCGGAAUACCGUCAGAACUUUGGCCUAGACGACGAAUCCCUCAGCAAAUUAGCUGAGAAAGUUGGCAAGAAUGUGGAGGAGCUUAAAGAGGUGAUUGAGUCACCAUUGACCAAAGAAAUCUCCAGGGACCUCGUGGUGAAGAUGUUAACCAAAGCUGGUGGUGGGGCAUUGAUGCUGGUGGAGUACUUUGCCAGCACGAUCCCUGUAUUUGGCUCCGUGACAGCUGGAGGGAUAUCCUUUGGAACCACGUAUUACAUGCUUUACAGCUUCCUAAACGAGGUGGCAGGUGAUGCUCAGCGUGUCCUCGUCAAGGCCUUUGAGUCUGAUGUUUGAAAGAGUUCUUCGGAUCUCGUGUAGUGAUCCAUGAUGGGUGCUUAGCUUCUAAAUGGAUGGAACGGCACUGAAUCGAACAGAGCUCUGUCCUACAGUUCUCGAGGUUCUUUGGGGAAAGCUGUGGCAGUUAAACUAGAAUGAAGCUGGUUGAACCUUGUAAUGUAGACGUGAGCCAUAUGCAUUUGACUGGAGGCCUUUUUGAAUCGGAUUGCUUCCUUUAGUGAAAAACUGGAUGAUGAAUGUUUAAUUUUGUUUUAAUGUUACCACUCUAAUGACUUCAUAACUAAAGCCAAGAUUGUGGUGUUUUAUACCCGGUGAAGCUCCUCUGGCAACAUUCAGGGCUUAACUUAACAAAGAACUGGAAUACAAAUCAGUUCCCUUUUUACUAGUGGUUCAAGCCACAGAUUGUGACAACCUGAAUCUUUAGGCCUGUCUUGGUUUCCUUUCCUUUUUUCUUCUGAAAUAAUAAAAUGUGUCUAACCUAAA
Molecule: messenger RNA, 2532 nt
Organism: Podarcis muralis (Common wall lizard)
Lineage: Eukaryota; Metazoa; Chordata; Lepidosauria; Squamata; Lacertidae
Gene: IRGC
Product: immunity related GTPase cinema
Cellular component (GO): membrane
Molecular function (GO): GTP binding; GTPase activity
Source: RefSeq, a predicted model, not a curated record